AUGCGACGCGGCUCCUGUAAGGGUACAAGACAGGCGCACGAGGGGUCUGGAUCUCGAUUCUUGUCUGCAAACCCCAGGGGCAACCGCCCAUGCCCGCGGUGCCUCCUUGGCGGGACCGCAUGGCAGCUGCACACCACCACCCAGAUGCCCUCCCCGCACCCAAAGUAG
Molecule: messenger RNA, 168 nt
Organism: Auxenochlorella protothecoides
Lineage: Eukaryota; Viridiplantae; Chlorophyta; Trebouxiophyceae; Chlorellales; Chlorellaceae
Exons: 1
Coding region: 1-168 (55 amino acids)
Source: RefSeq, a predicted model, not a curated record